GCAAAGGUCAGGCCAACCCCUUAAGCAACCUCGGAAGGAGAAAAAAGCCCCCCCUCUACAGGAGCAUCAUCUCGGACGUGUUCGACGGCACUAUCGUCAGCUCAGUUCAGUGCCUGACGUGUAACACCAUCUCAUCACGCAAAGAGACCUUCCAGGACCUCAGCCUUCCCAUCCCAAGCAGUGACCAGCUCAGUAUCCUUCAGCAUUCAUCUGUCACACAGAUGCAGCACCAGGUCGGUGGGGGUGGCAACAACAGUAGCAGCCUCCAUCUUGCCAAAGCCUCCUGUGAUGCCACCACAGAUGGAUGGUUGUGGUGGAUGUGGGUUUGGCUGCGGUCGUGGCUAUGGGGUCCGGCUGUGUCGCUACAUCAUUGCCUGGCUGCCUUCUUCAGUGCAGAUGAGCUUAAGGGGGACAACAUGUAUUCAUGUGAGAAGUGUGGCAAACUCCGCAAUGGUGUCAAAUACUCCAAGGUUGUGCACUUGCCAGAAGUGCUCAUUAUACACCUCAAGAGGUUCCGCCAUGAGUACAUGUUCAGUUCCAAGAUCAGCCAGUAUGUGUCAUUUCCUCUGCAUGGCUUGGAUCUCACACCUUUUCUACACAAAGAUUGCACAUCGGAGGUGGUUACUUAUGACCUCUAUGCUGUCAUCUGCCACCAUGGCACGGCAGGAGGGGGACAUUAUACAUCCUACUGCCAGAACUGGAGCAAUGGCAGAUGGUAUGAGUUCGAUGACCAGUAUGUCACUGAAGUUUCUCCCGAGACUGUGGCCAAGUGUGAGGCCUACUGUCUCUUCUAUAAAAAAGCCAGUAUUGAGAUGACAGCACGUAGACAAAGGACAGUAGAGCUGAUGCAG
Messenger RNA from Penaeus vannamei (Pacific white shrimp), 851 nucleotides. NCBI's taxonomy places the organism in Eukaryota, Metazoa, Arthropoda, Malacostraca, Decapoda, Penaeidae. The record is from RefSeq and is a predicted model, not a curated record.